Messenger RNA from Alnus glutinosa, 972 nucleotides. Its product is annotated as galactinol synthase 2-like. The coding region runs from base 1 to 972 and encodes 323 amino acids. The transcript is spliced from 4 exons. The record is from RefSeq and is a predicted model, not a curated record. Gene Ontology annotation, molecular function: glycosyltransferase activity. NCBI's taxonomy places the organism in Eukaryota, Viridiplantae, Streptophyta, Magnoliopsida, Fagales, Betulaceae.
AUGGCACCGGAAGCAAUAACAGAGACAAUGCAAGUCCCUAGGAGAGCUUACGUGACGUUUUUGGCCGGGAAUGGUGACUACGUGAAAGGAGUGGUCGGUUUGGCCAAGGGCCUGAGGAAGGCCAAGUCAGCCUACCCUCUCGUGGUCGCCAUUUUGCCUGACGUGCCCCAGGAGCACCGUCGGAUCCUUGAAUCUCAGGGAUGUAUUGUCCGUGAGAUCGAGCCGGUGAACCCUCCGGAGAACCAGACUCAGUAUGCUAUGGCAUACUACGUCAUCAACUACUCUAAACUCCGUAUUUGGGAGUUCGUGGAGUAUGACAAGAUGAUCUACUUGGACGGUGAUAUACAAGUGUUUGAAAAUAUUGAUCACCUCUUUGAUCACUGUCUGGAUGGGUACUUUUAUGCUGUGAUGGAUUGCUUUUGUGAGAAGACAUCGAGCAAUUCUCCUCAGUAUACUAUUGGGUACUGCCAACAGUGCCCUCAAAAGGUGCAGUGGCCGGCUGAGAUGGGCUCGCCUCCCCCACUCUACUUCAAUGCGGGCAUGUUCGUCUAUGAGCCUAACCUUUUGACUUACCAUGAUCUCUUAGAGACUCUCCAAGUGACCCCUCCCACUUCAUUUGCUGAGCAGGACUUGCUUAACAUGUAUUUCAGGGAUAUAUAUAAACCUAUCCCUUCCAUGUACAACCUUGUCUUAGCCAUGCUGUGGCGUCACCCCGAAAAUGUGGACAUUGAGAACGUGAGGGUUGUCCACUAUUGUGCUGCGGGGGCAAAGCCUUGGAGGUACACAGGGGAGGAAGAAAACAUGGAGAGGGAAGACAUCAGGAUGCUGGUUAAGAAAUGGUGGGAUAUUUAUGAUGACGAGUCUUUGGAUUACAAGAAUUCCGCGUCUAACUUUAUAGCUAACCCUCUAAUAUUCAAGGCGUUAUCGGAGGCUGGUGUGGUUGACCAGAAUAAUGCUCCAUCGGCUGCUUAA